Molecule: messenger RNA, 928 nt
Organism: Harmonia axyridis
Lineage: Eukaryota; Metazoa; Arthropoda; Insecta; Coleoptera; Coccinellidae
Product: larval cuticle protein A3A-like
Exons: 2
Coding region: 212-919 (235 amino acids)
Cellular component (GO): extracellular matrix
Source: RefSeq, a predicted model, not a curated record
UCUUUAUUCCAAACGAGUGACAUGAAUUUUAUAACGCGACCUCUGGAACUUGUCGAAGAAUAAAUGUUACGAAAACAAACGUAGUUGUUUUCAGAACCCAGUGGUGCAACGGAUCCUGUAUGUUGAAGGCAUUUCAUAUUACCAAGCUGUAUAAAAAGUAGGGUUGCAUUUGGAUCCAUCGUAGUCAUCGUCGUAUCAUCAACGAAUCAAUAUGGCUUUCAAGUUCAUCAUUUUCGCUGCCGUUCUGGCUUACGCCAAUGCUGGAAAUUUAUUCAGCGCACCUCUUGCCGCUCCUUUGACUUACGCCGCCCCAGCUGCAAUUUCUGCCCCAGUAGUUGCUAAAGUAGCUGCACCAGUAGCUGUAGCCAGAGCUGAACCCUACGACCCCAACCCACAAUACCAAUUCGGCUACGAUGUCCAAGACGCUUUGACUGGUGACUCCAAGAGUCAAGUUGAAUCUCGCAGCGGAGACGUUGUCCAAGGUCAAUACUCCUUAAACGACGCUGAUGGUACCAGACGUAUUGUUGACUACACUGCUGACCCAAUCAACGGUUUCAACGCUGUCGUCCGCAAAGAACCUUUGGUAGCUAAAUCCGUAGUUGCUGCCCCAGCUGUCGCUGCUGUACGUGCCGCCCCUGUUGUAGCUGCUGCUCCUUUGAUCCGUUCAGCUCCUCUGAUCGCUCAACCAGCCCUCUCAUCUCCUUUGAUCCAAUCUUCGCCUCUUCUGGCUCAACCAGCAUACGCUAGUUCAUUGAUCCGUUCUGCGCCACUUCUUGCCCAACCAGCCUUUGCCUCGUCAGCUCUAGCUGCACCAUUCUUGAGAUCAGCACCUCUCCUAUCGGCUGCACCAGCUUUUGGAUACUCCGCAGCUUAUGGCAAAAUUGCUGCUCCUCUUGGAUAUUCUACACUUAUCCACUGAUAGCUUUGA